CCUGCCCCAACGCCACUUCACCUCUCCCCCUCCCUGCAACUUCAAUGGCAGACCCCUUCGUGCAUAGAUUCUACAGCCAGAGCCAACCUUCUGCCUCCAAACCCACCAAGCGUGCAACAGCUACAUCCUCCACCUCAUCUCCGCGACGUUUUCCUUGCCUCUACUGUCCUCGGGAGUUUGACACCUCUCAAGCCCUCGGCGGCCAUCAGAAAGCUCACAGGGCCGAGCGAGCCGCUGCUGCUCGGCCAAACUUUCCCGCCAACAACCUGCAGGAAUACCGCCUGCUUCCUCUGUUCCCUGCUUAUCCACAGCAACAACCCACCUCAUCCAUACCAUUUCCCCACUGUCCGGGCAUGUGUCACCCCGUGGGUGCAGCCGUGUUUGCUGAGAAGUGGCCGGAGCCCAUCCAGCCGCAGCCGCAGCCGCAACCGCAGCCGCAGCAGGACCCGAACCUUGCUUCCAGCUCGGUCCCUCGGAGCUUUCUGGGCGUUUCGACUGCUCAUGCUCUCUCCACUACCACUGAUGCGGAUGAUUCUGCCAAUAUGGACCUCACCCUCCGCCUGUGAAGGCCUUCAGACUGAAUGGUGACGAAGAUAUAUAUAUAUAAAUGCUGGUUUAUUAAUAAAUUGGGUUUUAAAGUUUGAUGAUGAGAGUUUGUUGGCAUUGAUUCCCUAAUUCUAAUCCUCCCCAGCAUUGGAGUGGUCUGUGCAGCAGGAAACACUAUUGUUGUUGAUAUGUGGACUGGGGAGAAGUGUUUCCGGCUUAAUUAAUGUGUGUGUAAUGUUUUAUGGGUAGGAGUAUACUCCAUUAGUAAAGAAUAUUUUGCUGU
This is a messenger RNA of Rubroshorea leprosula, 829 nucleotides long. The record is from the annotation of a GenBank genome assembly. NCBI's taxonomy places the organism in Eukaryota, Viridiplantae, Streptophyta, Magnoliopsida, Malvales, Dipterocarpaceae.